Molecule: messenger RNA, 627 nt
Organism: Aphidius gifuensis
Lineage: Eukaryota; Metazoa; Arthropoda; Insecta; Hymenoptera; Braconidae
Exons: 2
Coding region: 70-414 (114 amino acids)
Cellular component (GO): outer membrane
Source: RefSeq, a predicted model, not a curated record
AUUUUAAUCACUUCUUCUUUGGAACUUAAACCGUAGAACACUUUAGUGAAGAAAAAUAAAAAAAACAAAAUGCAAUUUUUUGUUAAAACUUGUGUUUUACUUGUGGCAAUUGGUUUGUCUCAUGGACGACCAAGACAUGGUGGACAUGGUGGUUACAAUAUAGACAUAUCAGGUCAAAGAGGCCAUGCACCUUUUAUAAGUGGACAAACAUAUCAUCAAUUUGACAAUGGUGUUAGAACAGAAGCUCAUGGUCAAUCUUAUGAUGGUGGUCGUCAUAAUGCAAUUGGUGGAAGUGUAGGAUAUACUCAUGAAAUUACAAAAGAUGUCAAUGUUUAUGGAAAUGCUGGAAUUGAUAGAGGCUACAAUGGAAAAACUCAACAAAACUAUGAAGCUGGCAUAGAAAUAAAAAUAUAAAAUUCAACAGCAAUUUACUUAUAAAUCCACAUGUAUAUUUUGCACAUAUUCAGUUUUUAUUUUCGUGGUUUUUCUGAAUAUUUUUUAACAACAUUAAGUGCAUAUAUAAUUUCGAAAUUUCCACGAUUAAAAAUUUUAAUUAUUCAAUAUAAAUAAUAAAUAUAUUCAAGUUUUCUUUUGUGUUUAUAAUAAAGUAUACUUGCAAAAAAUAAA